Molecule: messenger RNA, 1294 nt
Organism: Salvia miltiorrhiza (redroot sage)
Lineage: Eukaryota; Viridiplantae; Streptophyta; Magnoliopsida; Lamiales; Lamiaceae
Product: multiple organellar RNA editing factor 2, chloroplastic-like
Exons: 4
Coding region: 356-1075 (239 amino acids)
Biological process (GO): cytidine to uridine editing; mitochondrial mRNA modification
Cellular component (GO): mitochondrion
Source: RefSeq, a predicted model, not a curated record
UUUUUUUUUUUUUAAUUUGUAUUGAAAAAGGUGGAAAACAUUGAUCAUGGAUGGAAGGAGCAAGAAUUGAGAUAUUGAAUUGUAUUUAUACCCAAAAAAUCAUGUCAAUCAAAAAAGGGAAAAAAAACAUACAAUGAAAUUUAAAAAGGACAAGAAAGAAAACAAAAAUUAGAAAUGGCGUAUUUAAUUUAUUUAUUUAUUUGAGCCAAAAAUGGCGUAUUUUAAUUUUUAGCAGUAAGCAACUUGUUAAAUAGGCAGCAACCAAAUGGUCCAAAUCCCAUUUCAUUUUCCCUUUUAUCCAAAACCAAAACCCCUCCCAUAAACCCUCACUCAGUUUCCUUCUCCACCCACAUUCAUGGCCGCCACUACCGCCCGAUCGAUCUUCACCCUCCGAUCAGCCGCCGCCUUUCUCCCCAAACGCCUAUAUUUUUCCACUGUCUCCGGUCCGCCGCCCCUCCCCGGCUUUGACCGCCUUCGAAUUUCCGCUCUCCGCGCAGCUACACCCGCACUAUCCCACUCGAUUCGCGUGGUUUCUCCCGCCAGAGUCAAUACGGUCCGAUGCCGAGUUAACCGUUCCGGCUCGUCAUACUCGCCUUUGAACUCCGGUUCGAACUUCAACGACCGCCCGCCCACGGAGAUGGCGCCGCUCUUCCCCGGCUGCGACUAUGAGCACUGGCUUAUUGUGAUGGAUAAGCCCGGUGGUGAAGGGGCCACCAAACAGCAGAUGAUUGAUUGCUACAUUCAAACCCUAGCUAAAGUUGUUGGAAGUGAGGAGGAGGCUAAGAAAAAAAUAUAUAACGUGUCGUGUGAGAGGUACUUUGGGUUUGGAUGUGAGAUCGACGAGGAAACCUCCAACAAGCUCGAAGGUUUGCCUGGUGUUCUAUUUGUUCUCCCUGACUCUUAUGUUGAUGCUGAAAACAAGGACUAUGGAGCUGAACUAUUUGUGAAUGGAGAGAUAGUUCAACGGUCUCCAGAGAGGCAGAGGAGAGUGGAGCCUGUGCCUCAGAGAGCUCAAGACAGACCAAGGUACAACGAUCGAACACGUUACGUCAGGCGUCGUGACAAUAUGAGGUGAAGAGUGCGUGCCGCUUUGGCAUGAGAUCGGACCAUGCUAGAUUUGAAUGAAGGCUUUACUAGGCCAAUAACUUGUACAGAGUUUCUAAUAUUAAAAUAUUCCCGGAUUUUAUUCAUCAGUAUAAUGGAUUUGGAGCUUAUUUUUCGUGCUCAUUUGAAUUUAUCCUUGUUGUUUGGCUACUUUGGAUUUUAUGGAAAAGUGUUGAAAGCUUGGUCCCAA